Messenger RNA from Schistosoma guineensis, 2239 nucleotides. NCBI's taxonomy places the organism in Eukaryota, Metazoa, Platyhelminthes, Trematoda, Strigeidida, Schistosomatidae. The record is from the annotation of a GenBank genome assembly.
UUUGUUUUCAUCAGAUGGCUAUUCAGUCGCAGUAGCGCGUUUUCAAUUCUGCUCGUGAUUCGGUCUGGUUGUUGUCAAGCAUGUCUGGUGGUUAUCCAGUUUUAGAACUCUCGGCAGAGGACCUGCGCCUAAUGCUUGCAGCUCACGUUCAUGUGGGGGAGACUAAUAUGAAUUUCCAAAUGUCAACAUACGUCCAUGGGUGUACUAAGGAUAAUUAUCACAUUAUUAAGUUGGAUAAAACAUGGGAGAAAAUCCUUCUAUCAGCUCGUGCUAUUGCAGCAAUUGAUCAUCCGACUGAUGUUUACGCAGUCGGGUCCAGGCCGUUUACUCAGCGUGCUGUAUUAAAAUUUGCGAACUACACAGGAACAACAGCAAUGGCAGGCCGCUUCACACCUGGUACUUUCACCAACCAGAAACAAUCUUGUUUCCGAGAGCCCCGCCUGUUAAUUGUCAGUGAUCCAAUAAGUGAUCACCAAGCUGUAUACGAAGCUAAUUCUGUAAAUGUCCCGCUCAUUGCAUUCUGCAAUACUGACACCCCUAUUUCACGUGUUGAUAUCGUCAUUCCAUGUAAUAACAAGUCAACGCAUUCUAUUGCCGUUGUGUGGUGGCUUCUCGCUCGUGAAGUUCGGCGCAUCCGCGGUGAAGAUACAAGGUUGCAUCAAUGGAGUGUAUUACCUGACCUGUUUCUCUAUCGCGAUCCCAACGAGGAAGAGCAAAAUGCUGAGGAAGUUGAUGAUACUAGAUUGGAACCCGCUUUGCCAGGGGCCGAUAUCGAAGCUGCAGAAACGUGGGGAGUUGAGCCAACAAUGCCUGUCGGAUCAUUAGGCGAUAUGGGGAUAGCCGCUGCUGGUUACGGUCCUGUUGGUGGGACAGCAGGUGGUUGGAGUAAUUUAGAUGCCGAUCCAACAGAAACAUGGUAGUUAAGCAAUAUAACUUAUGGAAAAGUACUUCUUGUUUUCUAUACGGAUUACCUUGUCAUUAAAUUUGUUUUGGUACGAAUUUAGUCUCUUGUCAAUUGGCCCGGUAGGUCAGGUAGACUGUGAGCAAAUUUCUACAUUUAUGUUGCCGUUUUUCAAAUAUUCGUUUCUCAGGGGCAGGUUUCCUACCGUCACUUGAACGAUUGGGAUUCACACAUCCCAAUAUACUAAAAUUCUAUAAUGAACAUUUUGAUAAGGAUUCUAUUCCUACUGAAAGUAAUAUUCAUAUAUAGUUAAAUAAAGUGCCAAUUAAUUAAAAACUACCUAGUUUUUUUCAGUGGAUCGAGUUGCAUGAGUAAAAAUGUUCAGUAUUCUAGGUGUGAGUUAAUCGCCUAUAUCUUGUUCGCUUAUCAGAUAUAAUAUCCUGUCUUAAUGUUUGACACUAAAUACUGUUUCAUGCCACACUGACUGGAAUGUGUUAUAAUUGUGCUGAGUGUUAAUUUGCACUGUUUAGUGGGGGAGUGCAUUGAAUCCAGUAAACAUUUCUGUGCUUGGUGAAAACUUGUAAAUGAAAUACAAACAUAUACCGGGAAAUCAUUAUUAUUGGAAAACCUUAUGCGCCUAAACAGUAUCAGAUGAGAUUCAAUCAUUGAUUCGUUAUUUUAUAAUUGGAUAUCAAAUUUUGCGUCUGAACAAGUGUGGCUGGCUGUGUAAGAGAUGGUUAUGUUGCUAUAACGUGCACAAACAAUAUUAUAGGUAACGACAAUACCUGUAUGAUUAAGUUUUAUUUAUAUUCAUUACUUCACAGCAUUUGUUGGGUAAAGUAGAACUUUUGGGAAUGUAAAAUCACCUUCAGAUUACACUAAAUAGAAUAUUAUUUAAAUUUCAUUAUUUUCUCCACCUAAUUUCAACAAUACGCUCAAUUCCUACCUGAUCUAUUGUUCUGAGUAAAAAGACGAAGAUGGACUUUUAAAACUAACAACUAAACAGUUUGUUCCGGUCUAACAUCACUGGUGACAACUCACCCAUGACAAUUUUCGAGAAGGCAGCAGUGUAAGAGGUUAUCUAGCGUGAAAGUCUUGAGGUUUAAUUUGUGUGGAUAGGAGUAAUAUAUAGCCUGAUACUAAUUAAUUUCCAAAUAUCAGUACAUUUAUCUCACUGGUUUUUGAACUUAACGUCGUCAACAAAAAAGCAGACCAACUUUGAACUAUAUCUAAGUACUUAAAUAAGAAGCAAGAUAAUACGUCAUACAGAACCUUAUUGCUAAAAAACAAGGAAAAGUAGUCAUUUCGACAUAACAUAUCCUUGUGCAUUUUGCUCGU